AUGACCAUAUAUUCUUAUACGUCUUUUAUGUCUUCUCCUGUCAGCGUCCACGUAGCCGAAAGGAUAACGUGUGCGGUUGUGGGACCACCGGGGGAAUGGAAAGGACGAGUUCGAUUCCCCCGGUGGUCUUUGAUUGAUGACCCUAAACCCUCUCUUCUCCACGUCAUCCGGUCACCGGACCUUCUUCACCUCCAGAUGUCCAUAUAUUCUUAUACGUCUUCAAUGUCUUCACAUGCCAGCGUCCCCGUAGCCGAAAUGAUAACAUGUGCGGUUGUGGGACCACCGUAG
This is a messenger RNA of Caenorhabditis briggsae, 288 nucleotides long. The coding region runs from base 1 to 288 and encodes 95 amino acids. The transcript is spliced from 2 exons. The record is from RefSeq and is a predicted model, not a curated record. NCBI's taxonomy places the organism in Eukaryota, Metazoa, Nematoda, Chromadorea, Rhabditida, Rhabditidae.